Molecule: messenger RNA, 1056 nt
Organism: Pyrgilauda ruficollis (rufous-necked snowfinch)
Lineage: Eukaryota; Metazoa; Chordata; Aves; Passeriformes; Passeridae
Product: serine/threonine-protein kinase AfsK-like
Exons: 3
Source: RefSeq, a predicted model, not a curated record
GAGAGGGAUUUUGGGGGUAUCGGGAAUUUGAGAAUUCCGUGACGGGAAUUGAGGUCCUGGAAUGGGGUCUUGGAAUUCCGGGGGUCCCGGAGAGAAUUUUGGGUGACCCCGGAGGGUCCCGGGGGUCUCCCGGUGGUGCCGGGGAUGGAUCGGGGAUCCCGAGGAGGUCCCGGGGAGGUCCCGGUGGUCCCAGUUGGGGUCUCCAGGGGGUCCCGGGAGUGGAUGAGGAUCCCAAUUCGGGGGUCUCGGGGAUGGAUCGGGGAUCCCGAGGAGGUCCCGGGGGUCUCCCGGUGGUCCCGGGUUGGAUGAGAAGCCCCGAGGUCUCCCGGUGGUGCCGGGGAUGGAUCGGGAAUCCCGACAGAGUCCCGGGGAUGGAUGAGGAUCCCAAUUCGGGGGUCCCGGGGCUGGAUUUGGAACCCCUCGGGGGUCCCGGGGGUCUCCCGGUGGUCCCGGGCCGGUACCUGGGCGAGCUUGAGGCGGCGGCCGGGGGCGGCGCGGAUGACGAGGGCGAUCAGCGCCAGAAGAAGCCACGCCCACUCGCCGCUCUCACCGCCCUUAGCCCCGCCCACCGCGGAGCAUUGCCCAUAUAUGGUAUGUGACCCCGCCCAUCAGAGCGCUCAGCCAAUCACCGCUCUCGGCCCCUCCCCUGCCUCCGCGCGCGCUGCGGGCUCGCUGCCGCUGCCGGAAGUGGCGGUGACAGCCGGCCCGGCCGCCGGUUUCCUGCUGCAGGCGCUGGUGGCCGCCGCGGACGCGCUGUCCCCUCGCUGUCCCCUCGCCGUCGCCGCGGUGCCACCGCCGGGCUCCUGGCUCUGCUCGGUGCUGUCCCAACCCUUGGUGGCCUUCGGGUGCCACCGCCUGAGCGGGGACGGCGCCACCGCCAACGUCCUGCUGGCCGCGGGGACGGCGGUGGCCGCGCUGGCCGCGGGCUGGCCGCGCUUCGUCACCGCCGGUCACUUUGUCCCCGCGGGUCACUUUGUCACCGCGCUGACGGCCGGCUCGCUGCUGGCGCUGGCCGCGCUGACCGCCAGCGUCACCGGCGCGGUGGCCGCGGCGCUG